Molecule: messenger RNA, 6797 nt
Organism: Zonotrichia leucophrys gambelii
Lineage: Eukaryota; Metazoa; Chordata; Aves; Passeriformes; Passerellidae
Gene: ELOVL6
Product: ELOVL fatty acid elongase 6
Exons: 4
Coding region: 191-988 (265 amino acids)
Biological process (GO): fatty acid elongation, monounsaturated fatty acid; fatty acid elongation, saturated fatty acid; fatty acid elongation, polyunsaturated fatty acid
Cellular component (GO): endoplasmic reticulum; endoplasmic reticulum membrane
Molecular function (GO): fatty acid elongase activity
Source: RefSeq, a predicted model, not a curated record
AGAGGAGGAGACCGGCGGGCCCGGGAGGAGAGGCGCGGAGGGGAGCGGAGCUAUGUUAAACCUGGGGUACCGCUGAGGCGGGGCGGGCCAGGCCAGAGGCUCUCCGGCGGCGGGCGCGCAGGGGCCCGGCUCCCGAGGCGGCGGCAGGCAGCAUCUCGGCGCGGGGAGCGGCUCCGCAGCCACCGGGCCAAUGAACAUGUCAGUGUUGACUUUGCAGGAAUACGAAUUCGAGAAGCAGUUCAACGAGCAUGCGGCCAUCCAGUGGAUGCAGGAAAACUGGAAGAAAUCAUUCCUGUUUUCAGCUCUGUACGCUGCCUUUAUAUUUGGUGGUCGGCACCUAAUGAACAAACGAGCAAAGUUUGAACUGAGGAAGCCGCUCGUGCUCUGGUCUUUGAGCCUCGCCGUCUUCAGUAUAUUCGGUGCUGUUCGAACUGGUGCUUACAUGCUGUACAUUUUGAUGACCAAAGGCCUGAAACAGUCAGUGUGUGACCAGAGUUUUUACAUUGGACCUGUCAGCAAAUUCUGGGCAUAUGCAUUCGUGCUAAGCAAAGCACCCGAACUAGGUGAUACAAUAUUCAUUAUUCUUAGGAAGCAGAAGCUCAUCUUCUUACACUGGUACCAUCACAUUACAGUGUUACUUUACUCUUGGUACUCGUACAAGGACAUGGUGGCUGGCGGGGGCUGGUUCAUGACCAUGAACUACGGGGUGCACGCCGUCAUGUACUCCUACUAUGCCUUGCGGGCCGCCGGCUUCAGGGUCUCGCGCAAGUUCGCCAUGUUCAUCACCCUGUCGCAGAUCACUCAGAUGUUGAUCGGUUGCGUGAUCAAUUACCUGGUCUUCUCCUGGAUGCAGCAUGGCCAGUGCCAUUCCCACGUGCAGAACAUCAUCUGGUCCUCUCUCAUGUACCUCAGCUACUUUGUGCUCUUCUGCCAUUUUUUCUUUGAGGCCUAUAUCGGCAAAACCAGAAAAGAAAGGAAGGUUGACUAGAGGUAGGAACGAGAAGCCAUAGCUCAGGGUCAUCAAGAAAAAAACAAAAUUAUAAGAAAAAAAAAAAGGCACAAGGAAACACAUAUAUGUAUGGUGCAGCUAAAACUUGGCAGCUUAGGGAAAGUUAGCUUGGUUUAACCCAGUAAGUUUAUGAUCCUAUCAUGGUGAGGACUCACUGAAUUCUACUCUAUCUCAAAGGACUGCUGAUGAAAGACAACUUCCUUCUUGUACCUCUCUGCUCUAGGAAAGAAGGAGAAAAGAAGAGAAAAUUCAAGAAAAAGAAAGAAUAAAGAGAGAAGAAAAGAGAAAUGGAAUAAUGUUAAGGGGGGAGUAAAAAGUACAUUAAAUAAGCAGUGUGUUUCCCCAAGGUGGAGGAGAGACUUCUAUUUUGAAAAAGAAAAAAGGUUUCUAAAUCCUUUCUAAUAAUUUCUCUGCAUUAAACAACAACAACAACAAAAAAAGCAGAGGUGACAAAAAAAUCUGUCUAUAAUAACAACAAGAUUGCAGAAUUAAAUUUUUUUCCAUAGAAGGUGCAUACCUUCAGCCAAAAUGAAGCCCAAAACGAUGUUUCCUGCAUGGAAACUGGCUGAACUCCACACUGUGGUUAUGUAUGGGAAAGAGAAGAGAUUGAUUUCUCUGCUAUGUACUCUGCCAGGAGAGCAGAUCUGGGAUACAGAGUCACCUCCCUCAGAAGGUGGAAAGGAGCAGUAUUUUUACAAGAGUUUAAUGUGAAAAGAUGCACUGUUGCAAUACAUAUCUCAGAGAGUGCAUUUCCAAGUGCAUUUUUCAGUUAAAGGCAAGGAAUUUCUGCAGCAGGAUAAGUCAUAGAGGGUUAAAUCAAUCAAUAUUUGCUAAAUUACCAGGGGCUAAUAGCGGAGGGAUGUUCAGAAAGGAGAGGGAGACAACUCCCCUCACAUGAUUUUUAGGAAUUAUCCAUUGCUCUUAAUUUAGCCCGCAGCAACACCGAAUUAAACGGGGGAAAUCGGGAGAAAUCGCAGUUAGCGAGAAGAGAGUGAUUUAUCUGCCCACUGUUUUCAGAACAGAGCCCUGUGGUACAAUCUGGAUUCUGUGUUUUUGCAGACACAAGGAUGCCUGCCUGAGUCGGGAGAGGUGGCAGGACUGUGCGACAUUGGGUAUCACUGUGCUUCUGCAUCUGCCUCCUGGGCAGUGCAAAGAUGUUCAAAGUGCCCUCCUCUGGUCAUGUGGAGAUACUACUACAAAACAUACCUGGAACAGGUUUUUCUUGAGAUUUGUGUAGGAAAAAAAUUAGUCUAAAUGAAGUAAUUUUGCUGCAACAGCUUGACUCUAAAGUCCAGAGAGAGUGAUCUUUCAUUAAAUAAAUAUUUCUCUGCAGAAUCUGUACUGUAACAUCAGACUGACCGCUUAAGAAGACACUCUUUCUUCUCUGAAGUCAGCUACAGAUGUAAACAGAAAUGUAUUUCACUCUGAACCUUAGAGAGUUAGUUGAGAACAGCCAUAUUCUUUCAAAGACAAGUAGAUUGCAUUAUCUGUGAUAUUCCAGUCCUUACAAAGCCAAAUAAAAUGUGUAAAAGUUCCUAGUAUUUCAAAGACGCAAGUAUGUAAACUUGAUGUUAAAUGUGUUAAUGUAGUAUUCUAAAUUGUAACAGCUAGGUAGUUUAACUAAACAAUUAGAAGAACUAGAUCAACAAAAUAGGGACUGCUGUUCUGCGUAGAAUAUACACACACCUAUAACUACACCCAUAUACACAUUCUGUGAAUUGUCAACAAGAAAAAACAGCCCAGUGGCAGAGAAUCACAUUUCCUGGCUAAUGCAAAAGAUUGUCAUUAUCUUUCUUGCUUUAAUUUGAGAUUGUACAGUACAAAGGGGUUUCUUUAAUUAUUAUUUUUAGCUUUAAUUGUGCUGUCAUUCAUGAAACAGAGCUGCUUUAGUAUCCUGUUAAGAGAUGACAAGGGCUUUCGGUGUCUCAUUAUAUACAAAAGAAAAACAAAUAAAAUUACAUUCCAUAUUAUGUGAAUGGUCUUACAAAUCAAAGGCCUUUUCAGGCCCAAAUCGUAAUUAUAACAAGCAGAAAAUGAGUUUACAUUUGUGUUAUUUAAGUUAUUGAUGUGCUGACAUUAUUUUAUGGUACAAACCAUUGCAAAAUGUGAUAUGCAGUAAUGAAGCUAUGAUACUCAUUAAUAGGACUACUGUAUACGUGGAAAUAUUAGACAAAACCAAUUAAAUGUGUAAAGCAUUUUGUUAUACAGCUUGGGAGUAGAUAAUUAUAACGCUGAAUAAGCCUUUUUCCUCAUGUUUAAUUUUGCCCUGGCUAAAAAGCAGGUUAAGAAGACCAGUAAAGAGUGGAAAAGGCAAAAUUAAAGUUAACUGCAAUUAGCUGAUAAAGUGUUAGUAGGAGCCCACCAUUGUGCCAUUUAGAGCCUCAGUCCCAUGUGUCUUAAGUCUCUCAGACAGAGCAAGAGGGGCUGGAAGUGGUCCAGUGUCUGGAGCUGAAGCUGGAGCAGACCUCUUGGACUCUCUGAAGUCAGUGGAGGCUUUGCUGUGCUUUGAACAGAGCCAGUGUGCCUGACUGCCUUUAUCUGAGCAGAGGGGAAGGAGCCCUGCAUAUCUCCUGCAAAUUUGAGGCUUAUGGCUCAUGACUGAAAACCUUUAUUGAUGGCAAGUGACAUCACAGCCUGGCAAGGACUUGCUGCCCAACUUUAACACAGGCAUGAAACAGGGUGGGUUGCAAACAGCAAUCACCCCUCUUUCAUACUCUGUUUUCCUUAAUUGCGUAGGAUUAAACCCCCAUAUUUCUAGGUCCCGGAUGGCAAUGCUGGCAAUGCCAACAUUGAUUUCAGCAGAGCAAGAAAUUCACCUGCUCUUUCCCCAUCUCCCAAAGUCCUCAUGGGUGCCUCUGCACCGUUCCCAUGCCCAGUUCCCUCCCAGACAAGGCUGGCUGUGGGGGAGGCAGCUGCCCUGCUGCAGCUUCUCUGCUGCCUGGGAAGCAGCUCCAGUGCAGUCACCAGCCCCAGUGACCUCCUCAGCAGGCAGUGCAGAUGCACCCCUGGUGUGCAGGGGAAGCUGAGCACCAAAUGCAGGGGGCAUGCUGGCAGGUGACUGGGCUGCACACAAGCACACUUGUAGGGAUGUGGCAGCAGGAUCAGACAUGUAAGGUACAGUGACAAAUUAGGGAGCACUUGUUGUCACACUGGGAGCUGGCUGUGACACUGCCAUUUGCUUCAGGAAAUUAGAACAUCACACACACAUUUACACAGGUCCUAUGGCCCUACUGUACCAGCGGCCUUUUCGUCUGAGGUUUUCCUCUGGAGCCAAAUGGUCUAACUGGCAUUAAAGAAUUUGACAAAAGUACAAAAUACAGCUGACACUGUUUUUCUUACUUUUCUUCCCCUGAAACAUACAUGCAUCAUAUUUAGACAUCACAUUUAAUCCACUUGCAAAUUCUUAAACAUUGAGCUUGUCAUGUAAUGACACCUCAACAGUACUCCUGCUGUUCCAGCCUUUGAGCCACAAGAUACAAACAAAGCUAAUUGGGUCCUACUUAUUUCCCCUGGCUUGGGUCUUGGAGUCAUAUAUUCAGAUUUUUUUGUGCAGUACCAGAACUCUUUUUUUUCCCUAGUUAUUUUAAAGAAAUCUGUAAUCCUGUUGUGUUCACACAUGCCAUGGGGAACUCAAACUUUAUAUAAAUUUACCAAGGAUUAUAGGACCUGUGACAGCUGUGAGACAUGCUUGAAAUGCUGUUAUGGGAUCCACUGUUAAAGUCAGGAAAGUUCCACUGUUGAUGAGUUCACUCUACCAGGGUCAAAGUCUGUGUUUCAUGUUUUGAUGCAUUAAUGCAAUGUACUGAAAUAAAACCAGAAAGGUCAGUAUGGAUUUAUGCUUAGGCAGCUGCCAGCAGAAUUUGGCUCUUCCUUAAAACUACUUCUGUGUAGUGAACACUUUAAGGAAAAUAUUUUAAACUAGUUAGUGAAAGAACAAAAACUUGGAUAAUUCUGCAGCCUCCUUAAACCAUGACUGUGAUGAGAAGGAAACCCCUGGUUCUUACAGACCUUUUGUAACUCAGUCACAGAUGAUUUAUGUCUGGGCUCACUGAUAACACCCAACUAGGAGCAGCUGGCUCCAAAAGAGACCUCUCACCAGCAUCUCACAGUAAAAUGAUUUGGGUUUUUUGCAAGAUAAGGGCCAAAGUGUGCAAAAGGAAUCACUCAAAAGAGUCAGGGUAGCAGGAAUGAAAUAUUGCACACAAGUUGCAGGAGAGACACAGAGGGAGAUCUAUUCCAUAUCCCAGGACAAAGUAUUUCCAGGGUGAACACUCACUCCCUCCCAAGAUGAGGAAAGGCCGUGUGGAAGGAGGGUGGGCUGCACAGUGCCAAGUGCUCAGGAUGGAGUGGCUGGUGGAAUAAAGCUUCCAGGUAGGGGUCCCUCCUGCAGAAGUUAAUUAGGCAGUUACUCCCUGAGUGCCAAGGUGGGUCUGUGGGUUUGUUUGGAGGAACAUCCAUGGUUUGAUAACUUGUUCAAGCCCUGGGUGUACUUUAUUUUUUCAUCUGAAAGUAAAAACUUGGGACAUUUUAGUUGAAAACAAUGGUACCUUAGGGUUCAGGCAACAUUCAGGUGGUUUCAGGCAACAGAGCAUAAGAAACCAAUUAUUGUGACCAUGAAAUAGCAGCCUAAGCAGUGCCAGAUGCAAUGCAGUGGUGCUGUAAUAUCUCUAGGAGUUGUAGCCUGUUGUGUACUUCAGAACCAGAAGCAGAAGUACAGCAUCUUUGUAUAGGAACCAUAAACACAGACAUAAAGUAAUGAAGAUGGCUUUGAUCAAGGAAGACAUCAAAACCAAUUUCAGACCAUACUGCAUAAGUUCAGGGCUUGUUCCAAUGCCUGCUUAAAGUGAGAUUGUUGGUGAGAUGUCCAAUGACUUUGGGUAGCUUUGCUUCAGCCCACUGGAGCCCAGUUGCAGAGGGUGAUGAAAGACCUAAAUUCCCUUUUUGCUUAGUGGUGACAUGAACCCUCUGGGGCAUUACUCAGCUCUGACGUGGGUCUUCAGUCAUAUUUUCCAGCCCAGCAUCAAUGAGCCUUCUACAAGGGAAGAUUUGUAACUCAGAAUUAUCUGUGGGUUUCCACGGUUUUAUUUCAAUACAUUUUCCAUUCCAUUUAUUUUAUUAAAAGCAAGCUAAAGGACGAGUCCCUGAUCCUGCUAUCAUGAAUGCUCCCUUGCAGCCAGUGCACCAUACACAGGCUUUUGCUUACAGGGGUAAAGGCAGGACCAGGGUCUUGUUACUGACUUAAUUUCUAGCAGAGCAAACACCACAGGGUAGGAUUUGAUUUCUUAAAUUGAAUCAACUGUACCAACACAAAUAAGAUUGGAUCUGCACAUUAACUUGACAGCUAAGGGUAACCAGGGCCCUCCCCAGGACAUCAUAAUGUAAAAUGCUGCAUGAAGAGAGGUUAGAGUGUAUUUCCCAAUGGGUAUAAAAUAAUACUUCCCUGAAACAGUGACCUUCCUGAGAAAUCUCCCUUCUGUCCAGUCCUGGACAGCUUCAAACAGGCCUGUCUGCUGAAAAAAUGCAGCUCUGAUUGACUUAUCUGCUUUCUCAAAAGGGCCACUACAUGCUUUAGGCUUUUUGGAGCCUUAAAGCUCAAGCUAGAUUUAUAUUCAGAAAAAGAAAAACAACCUUAAUAUGUGUACAAUAACUAGAAGAGAAUAGUAUGAUAAAUAUCUUUAUUUUACCAUUUUCAAAUGGCUAUUUCAUUACAUAAAAGGAAGUUUUUAUUUUUAUUUUUGGGGGUAUAUUGAUAUUCCAAAUAAAUUUUAACUUUUGGUUCAAAAUAAAA